CCUGGUACCCAAAAGUGUGCUCACUGCUCAGCAUUACCCGGAAGUGACUAUCACACGUAGAAUCCUAAAAGCCAUUAGUUUCCUCAAGUAAACAUACACUAUCGGGGUUAUUUUGAAUUUUGAUUUAUUUAAUUUUUUAACUCGUCGUAACUUAACUGUUGGGAAUAUUAGCAUAAAACUACAUAUUUUUACCCUUGCGAUCCUGUUGAUUCUGACGUACGCAAUUUACGCAAAACUACACCGCUGGCGUAGCGAGCGCAAACGCUGACAGCGUCCAAGCCUCUCUACAGUUUUGAGUGAGGCUGUCACUUUUUAGACUACAAGCUGACGGGAAAAGGUGCCUGGAUCCAGUCUCGUAAAUAUUGUACCGGUGCCCGAGGAAUCUGCAGAACUUGUCUGAGCUUGCCAGCAGCAGCCCAACAGCACAUCGAGUGUAGUGGCACCUGCACGGUGCAAUGGCUCUGUUGACUCUCCACAGGAUCCCCUCAAUCAGUGUCGCAGAUGAAACUACCCAAAGGAGAGGGAGAUUUCAGAAAAGGGAGAGCUUUGCCCUUGUGAAGGGAGCGGUGCUUCUUCUAGAAGAGGCCCAAAAAGAGGAGCAUGAUGAGGAAAUGCCUCCCCAGAAACAGGAAGACAGCACCCAGGACAAGCGUCACAAACACAUUCAUGCCAUGGUUGAGCUACUUCGACCAGAAGAUAGCAUCAAGCUGGCUGUGCAAUUGGAGUCCGUCAGCACAGUCCGAGUCAGGUAUCUCAUCGUUGUCUCCACCCGCGCUAACAAAGAUGAGACCAUCCUGCUCGGCAUGGAUUUCCCCAAACAGGACAGUGAUGAGUGCACCAUUGGCUUGGUUCUGCCUGUUUGGAGCGACACACAAGUGUAUCUGGACGGAGAUGGCGGUUUCAGUGUCACAUCAGCAGAAGAAACGAGAAUUUUCAAGCCAGUUUCCAUGCAGACCAUGUGGUCAGUACUUCAGUCAUUGCACGGCUGUUGCGAGCGGGCCGUCAAAGGCGCCGUGAUCCCUGGCUGCGGCCUAGAGUGGGCCCAGCACUACCUGCAGCACGUCGAGUCGGACCGCUUCUGCCUCAAUGAGUGGGAGGCCAUGGAUGACCUGGAGUCGGUCAGGAAGGACAGCGACAGUCAAAAUUCUGCAGACAGAAACUCCAAAGAGAGGCUGAUCAAGGAGCACCUGAGAGAUAUCAUGAGGACAGAAGACCUGGAUAACCUUACAUCUAAGAUGGUCCACACGGCCCUGAAGACGCGAAUCGGCUUUGACAUGAGGCCCUUCAAGGAGUACAUUGAUAACGAGAUCCUGGUCACUAUGGCUCAGAUGGACAAACCCUCCAAGAUUUUUGACUACCUUUACUUGGGCUCCGAGUGGAACGCAGCCAACUUUGAGGAGCUGCAGAAAAACAACGUGGGCUACAUCCUAAACGUAACCAGGGAGAUCGACAACUUCUUCCCAGAAUCCUUCACCUACAUGAACAUCCGAGUGUAUGACGUGGAGUCCACCGAUCUGCUCUCCCACUGGACCGACACGUACAACUUCAUCAACACCGCGAGGAAGAGCGGGCAAGCGGUGUUGGUGCACUGUAAAAUGGGCGUGUCUCGUUCCUCCUCAACCGUGAUCGCCUACGCCAUGAAGCAGCAGCGCUGGUCACUGGAUGUGGCGUUGGCGUACGUGCGGGAUCGUCGGUCCAUCGUCAAACCUAACGACAGCUUCAUGAAGCAGCUGCAGACCUACAGUGGCAUCCUCAACGCCAGCCAGCAGCGCCACAGUUUACUCUGGAGGCGAAAGUCCAAAGACCAGAGGCAGAAAUCGGAGCGCAAAGAUGAUGGAGAUAAGCCAGGUGGAGAUGAUGAAGAGGAGGAGGAGGAAGAAGAUGAGGAAGAAGAGGAAGAGCAGGAGGAUGAAGGCCUCGAUGAGGGUGACAGCAUCACAGAGAGCGAUGAUGAAAAAGAGGAGUUCCCGGAAGAGGUGUUUGCACUGCCCAAUCCCAACCAGGAACCUGGGGAGAAGGCGCCACCUGUCCUCAUCUCUACUCCAAGUGUCAGUCGCAGUGGCCGAAUGAACCUGUUCUCCCUCAUGCAGUCCAUUAGUGAACUAGAUGAUGUGGACAAAGGAUGCAGCCAGCUUCCCAGCAGUCCACGAAGAUCGCCACGUCAACGGAGGCGGAGCCACGGCCGGAAAGGUUUGAUCCACCAAGGCGCUUGUGUGGAUCUGUCACCUGAACCAGGGAGUCUGCAUGAUGCCACCCAUGACGAGCCUUGAAGGAAAAAAAGCUCCUGUUUCUUUUUUUAAGUGAGAACCCGGAAGAACAAGACUUCUAAUAACAUGGCAAGGAUGAUUUUAUCAUACAAUGCAAAUUGCUUUUUUGCAUCUUCAUGUUGUGCCAUUAGAACUGAUGGUUCAUAGCAUUUGCGACACAGACUAGUCUGUUGAUCCAGUGUAUCAAUGACAUUUCAACACUCCACAAUGUCAACUAUGCAAUUCCCACGGAGAUUUGACUAGGUUCUAAACUGUACUUCAGUUUUAUAGUGCAAACUUUAAGUCUGUAUUCCAAUGUGCCAAUGCAUAUAAGUAAUUGAAAAUUUUGUUUUAUAUAUUUUAUGUUAUUACCGCUGGAUGAGUGCCUUCUUAGCAGAGAAUAUUGUAUAAAUGGGCCACGGUAUGGAUAGUGUAUGCAUCCUCUACAUGCUUGGAACGCACCAUUGUUUUGGGAUACUGUUGCAUGGAUAAAUAACUGCUGAUAUUUUGUGCCAGCCUGUGAGAAAUCAUAAUUCAGGUAUAGCCGUGUGUGUUUGCUUAAUUAUUCCAUAUCCUGUAUACAGGAUCUCUUCAUGUUGAUGUUACCCCCCAUUCACUAAUGUUGAUUUUGAUCCAGCUCAUUGUUUUGAACACACACGCACCUUAUUUAUCAAUUGCAGCACGAGCCAACAUCACGCUGUAUUACGAUCAAUACUUUUGUUUUGUAAACACUUUCCACUGGUGUUUUUACUCCAAUGUAUAACUCAUUUGUGGUUACAAGCACAUGAAAAUAAAUUAAGAAAAAAAUAGUUUCUGUUUAAGUUUCUGUAGGUUCGCAAUUAUCUCUUUCAGUAAAGUUG
Messenger RNA from Corythoichthys intestinalis (scribbled pipefish), 3106 nucleotides. RefSeq names its product protein phosphatase Slingshot homolog 3. Lineage: Eukaryota; Metazoa; Chordata; Actinopteri; Syngnathiformes; Syngnathidae. Gene Ontology annotation, molecular function: actin binding; protein tyrosine/serine/threonine phosphatase activity. The transcript is spliced from 17 exons. Gene Ontology annotation, cellular component: cytoplasm. Gene Ontology annotation, biological process: actin cytoskeleton organization; protein dephosphorylation; negative regulation of actin filament polymerization. The coding region runs from base 456 to 2270 and encodes 604 amino acids. The record is from RefSeq and is a predicted model, not a curated record.